GUAAUGUCUGUAAACUUGUCUAUAUAAGCAGCUACAGUCAGUGUAUUAAACAAGCAAAACUACAAUCAUGAAGUUUGUGAUCAUCUUCGCAGUUUUGGCAGUGGCUUCGGCCAAAAGACUUUUUCAUCAGGAUCAGGUCUUAAGAAUUCAACCAAAUGGAUACGAGCUUAAAGUCAUAGAAAACUUGGCUGAAACAUUUCCAAACAUUGAUUUCUGGUCUGAACCAAGUCCAGUCCGUCCAGUAGACAUCCAUAUACCACUCGACCAACUAAGCGCAGUCAAAGUUUUUCUUGCAAGAAACAGAGUCGAUUACGAAAUCUUCAUUGAGGAUCUUCAGGUUGCCAUUGAUAAUCAAAAGUCGGAUCGUCCAGCUCAAAUGAGUUUGGCAACAUUUGAUUACAAUGUAUACCACACAAUGGACGAAAUCCGAGCAUGGAUGAACGACAUGGUAUCAACAUAUUCAUAUAUAUCUAAAGUCAACGUUGGUCAAUCUUAUCAAGGUAGUUCUAUCGACGCACUGAGGGUAAGUUAUACAUUAUGGUUGCCUUUAAUGCCCAGAUUUUUUAGGUACAAAUUAACAUCCUAAAAAAUCGUUCACAAGGAGCAUACGCGUGUAAACUUACAAGCGGGCACAGGCUGUGUUAAACAAAACACGCGUGUUACAACGA
Molecule: messenger RNA, 668 nt
Organism: Ciona intestinalis (vase tunicate)
Lineage: Eukaryota; Metazoa; Chordata; Ascidiacea; Phlebobranchia; Cionidae
Source: RefSeq, a predicted model, not a curated record